Beta vulgaris subsp. vulgaris (sugar beet) is the source of this 1177-nucleotide messenger RNA. RefSeq lists its product as hypothetical. The transcript is spliced from 5 exons. Gene Ontology annotation, cellular component: ribonuclease H2 complex. Gene Ontology annotation, biological process: RNA catabolic process. NCBI's taxonomy places the organism in Eukaryota, Viridiplantae, Streptophyta, Magnoliopsida, Caryophyllales, Amaranthaceae. The coding region runs from base 269 to 796 and encodes 175 amino acids. The record is from RefSeq and is a predicted model, not a curated record.
ACAAAGAAGUGAGGAAGUACACUGUAGUACACUAAUUACAUCAACUAGUUUGCGAGCCGAAAACUACUUUGCACCGCUGCCGGCACUUGACGAGCCACCAUGAACUACUGAAGUAAGUGAAGGUUCAAUCCCACGCGUCGUCGACUCGCACCACCGCAGCACCGACCCCUCUUCACAGCCAACUCCAAAUAUUCGAAUUUAGAAAAUUUCAUUUGGUUCUGGAGCCUCUGGCUUAGUUGAAUAUCCUUAUAGUUUGAGAGAAUAAAAAAUGGAGGCCAGUAAUGGUGAAGGUAGAGCAUCAAUUAUAGGGAGUACUGGAACUAUCGAUCUCUAUCCUACACAACGACAACAAGAUGAAGCAGUAGAUCUCACUGGGUGUGUGCAUCAUCUCCCAUGUUGCAUCAAAUAUAAUGGUCCCUCCGACGUCUCCAACUAUUUCAAGCCCAAAUCUUUCGGAGUUGAGAUUGAUGGUGGUUUAAAAGUGGAGGAAGCUUUCUUUAGGGGCAGGAAUUUGCAAGGGGUUACUGUUCCUCUACCAGAGGGCUAUGCUGGCUUUAUAUUGGGAAAGAAGAACUCCAGUCAAAGUAAGAAUAAGAAAACAGCUGGAAGAAGUAAAGUUCCUGAUAUAUCCGACAUCAGUGGAAACAAUUGGGAGACGCUAGCUAAAUGUGGAGAUAUAGCAUUCUGGAACCACGAUAGUCUUCCUUCGCAAGAUGAUGCCAGUCUGCGUUUGUUUCAUUGUUUUGCUGUUGCGAAGGCGUUGCACGAGCCAGUGAGUACCGAAGAAUUGACUUGAUCAGCAUCUGAAACUGUAGAUUUGGAAUAAUGACAUUGCUGGGCGGAGCAACAAUUUGCGAGGUUGUAUGCAACUUUCUUUACAGUGAUCAAGCUAAAGAUCUUUCUGAUAUAGAGGUAAUAUGAUCCAUGUAUUAUGAAGACAAAAUCGGCAUAUAUUUGGACGCAUUACAAUUUACCAUUGUUUGAAUCUACACUCUUUGCCUAAUCCUUGCACCAAGUUGAUGUGCUCUUGUAUUUCUUGUUUAAUGUUACCUAAGAAGAUGCAUCUUCAUCACAUUGUAUGUAUCUGACUGACUUACAUUUUCCUGGAGAGUGAACUUUUAUUGUACAUAAUUCAUUAUGUAAUUUGAAAGUUGUGAAAUUUUCACACCCUUCUUAU